CCAGAAAAGAUGUCGGAUGCAGAUUGGGCAGGUUUGGAUCGGAAAGCUAUGUCCGUGAUCCGUCUCUCGUUGACCAAGAAUGUUGCGUUCAACAUUCUGAAGGAGAAGACAGCGAAGGGAAUUAUGGACGCGCUGUCUAACAUGUACGAGAAGCCAUCUGCAGCAAACAAAGUUUUUCUGAUAAGAGAGCUGGUGAACACAAAAAUGAAAGAAGGCACUUCAGUUACCGAGCAUAUCAACAAGUUGAAUUCGAUCUUAGCCAGACUAUUGUCAGUGGGCAUUAAGUUCGAUGAUGAAGUUCAAGCUUUACUACUGCUAUCGUCUUUACCUGAUAGUUGGUCCGGAACGGUUACAGCAGUUACCGGUUCAGUGGGACCUGAUGGAUUCACCUUUGAUCAGAUUCGAGAUCUCGUUCUUGGCGAGGAUGUCAGAAGAAAGAGUUCGGGGGAGUCAUCUGGUGAAUUGCUUCAUGUUGGCAGAGGCAGAAGAAAUAGCAGAGGUAGUGGGAGCAAGAACAGACAAAGGAGUCAGUCGAAGACUCGUGACAGCUCAGGUGUAACGUGCUGGAAAUGCAAGGAGGUAGGGCAUUUUAGGAAUCAAUGUCCGAAUGACAAGAAAGUGAACAUUGCUGAAGGCUCUGCGAGUGACGAGGAGGUCACUUUGACUUGUUGUGAGGAAAGCAAUGUGGAUUCCUGGGUCAUGGAUUCUGGUGCUUCAUUUCAUGCUACCCACAGCGGUGAAGCAUUGCAGAAUCCAGUUGUUGGAGAUUUUGGAAAGGUACGACUAGCAGACGACAGAGCUCUUGAGGUGACGGGCAUGGGUGACAUGGUGUUGAAGACCUCAGUCGGUCUCUGGACUUUGAAGGAUGUUAGAGUGGUUCCAGCCUUGAAGAAAAGUUUGAUUUCUGUCAGGCAGUUGGACGAACAGGGACACGAGGUUAAGUUCAGAGAUGGGCAGUGGAAGGUCGUGAAGGGAAAUCUUGUCAUAGCCCGUGGAAAGAAGAGAGGUUCGUUGUACAUGGUCGGGUUACCAUCUGAGGGAGUGACCGUCCCAGUUCAGAAGAGAAACAAAGUCCGAUUCACAGAGUCUCGUGGGCAGAAUAAGGUUGUCUAUGCAAGAGAGAAACCUAGAGCCACAGGUCAGACUCAGGAUGAACGAGCGUGGAAAGGUUCAAGGGGGCCAGUCAGAGGUAUUUAUGGCAGUGGGAGCUCAAGAGGCGCUUCAGCCAAGUUGCCUAGAAGACAGUGGGUCAGGAGAACCAGUAUUCCAUCUGUUGGAACAUCUCCAGAAAAUUUCUUGCUGAGUAUGGAGAGUGUUUGUUCUCAGGAUAUUCCAGGAUCCGGCAGUGUGCGUCCGCAGUGGGAGCCGGUAGGGACCGAGGACGAGUCAGGGACAGACUUUGCCGUGACUGAUGUGUUGGAUCUUGGGAGAGCUUCAACGGGCCUUUCAGUUAGAGGGAAAAUGGAGAAAAGAAGAGCUAGAGAAGAAGUAGAAGAAGAAAAUAAUGGAGCAGCUGAAGAGUACGAGCAGUACAGAGCUCAGAGAAUAAAAGCGAACAUGGAGCGAAUGAAGAAUUUGGGGCUUUUUGAGCUUUCCAAGAGGCUCAAACCUGAAAAUCCCCCAAAAGCCUCUCGUAAAGCACCUCAGAAGCGCCCUCCUUCCAAUGACCCCCUCCGGCGCUCCUCCAGGUUGACCACGAGGGCUCCUGUGAAUUAUUCAGAGCGAAGAGAACCUAAGGUAAGGGAGAAGUUUCCAAAGAACGUGAAUAUUUGUAUAGCAGAGGGCGAAAAGCCUGAGGUGUACACAGAAGAGCACAAAAAGUUGCUAGGUGAUUGCAAGAACAACUGGACUCUGUAUGAAGACGGGUACGAUGAAGAUGGAAUGCGCCUGUAUGACCCAGACAUUGGGAAGAGUUGCCACCAAUGCAGGCAGAAAGUUAUGUGUAAACACACUGAAUGCAGGAAGUGCAAGACGACCCAAGGGCAAUUAUGUGGAGAUUGCUUAUACAUGAGGUACGGGGAGAAUGUGAUAGAAGCAAAUGAAAAUCCAAACUGGACUUGCCCUGUCUGCCGUGAUAUAUGCAACUGUAGUCGUUGCAGACGUGGAAAAGGAUGGGCUCCCACUGGUGCAAUAUAUAAUAAGGUCUCCAGCAUUGGUUACAAAUCUGUGGCACAUUAUCUUGUUUUAACAAGUUUGCAAAAAGGGAAGGGAGAUGAAAACUUGGGCGAUGCAAAUGCAGUUUCUAAUGAACCAGAUGGAGACAUGAAGGAAACAGUUGAAAAACACAGUCAAAUGGAAGAAGAAGAAGAAGCAUGGAGUCAUGGCAGUGAAGUUGAAGAUGCUACUGGAGACGAGGACUCGGAGUAGUGAUCAUCAGGGUGUGAUGCCCCUUUUUAUGAUAUAUCAUAUUUUUGUGUUUAACUUAGGCAAGUGUUAACCAAAUUUCCAAACUCUAUUUUUGUGUCAAUGGGUAACAUUCCCUUUGUCCCUAUUUUAUCUUCCUUUUCUUUUUUUAUCCAACCCAAGAUUAUCUACUCUUUCUUUUGAAGGAAAUGAUUCUACAGUUCAUACACUUUCUCUCACAUCUAGACUGGAUGACUCUUAAGUGUUAACUACAUAAAUUUUACUUUAUUAA
Molecule: messenger RNA, 2635 nt
Organism: Cuscuta campestris
Lineage: Eukaryota; Viridiplantae; Streptophyta; Magnoliopsida; Solanales; Convolvulaceae
Source: the annotation of a GenBank genome assembly